CUCUAAUGCGAAAUCUCUCAGACCAAACGUAAUUUGUGGUGUUCCAAACAAACUAAAGCAAAACGUACGUUGUGAGUAGAAAUAAUGGUAAUCUGGCUUAAUUAGUCAAGUCAAUAAAGGGGGAAAAAAAUUCCAACACAAGUACUAUAUAUGCUAAAGUGCAGAGAGCAUGAGCUAGCAUCUAUAUAUGCCAUAAUAGACUUAAGGAAAGUGUGUCUGGUCAUUGUGUUGUACAUGCAUACAGAUAGUAUGAGGAGCGCACUGGUAUGGAUUUUUACCUUGAACGUUUGCCUUCAAAUUUUAUUUAUUCCUGGUGGUGACUCAAAGCCGCAUCCACGUUUCAGAGAGAAAAUCACUGAGGAGUACAAUCCCGGAUUUAUAAGCAUUGACUGUGGAGCAAGUAACGAUUACUUGGACGAGGAAACAAGUAUCUUUUAUAAGACAGACACAGAUUUCAUAGAAACGGGAGAAAACUUGUUGACGUCUUCUGUAUUUAUUAACACAAAUAUCCCUGGUUUAGGAAGACAGCUACACACAUUGAGAAGCUUCCCUGAGGGAAAUAGGAACUGUUAUACUCUGAAGCCCGAGUAUAAGCAAGGUGAACAGCAAAGUUAUCUGAUUCGGGCUAUGUUCGGAUAUGGAAACUACGAUGGAAAAAAUCAUGCCCCUACGUUCGAUCUCUAUCUCGGGGUCAACUACUGGAAAAAUGUUAACACGGCAGACAGAUCCUAUAUUUGGGCCGAGAUUAUUCAUGCUCCCACAACAGACACCAUACAAGUGUGUCUGGUUAAUAUUGACACUGGUACACCUUUCAUUUCGUCAUUAGAGUUACGACCUUUAAGCACUUCCAUUUACCAAAUCAUGUCACAAUCAUAUCUAUACCUCCAUGGGCGGUUUGAUGUCGGUGGCCCUGUUGAAACCUAUUAUAAAAGGUACAAGGACGAUAUCUAUGAUCGCAGGUGGUACUGGCGCGAUGUUAAAGAUUGGUAUAAGAUCAAUACAACCAUAGAUGUUAAUAAAUCUGGCAAUGAUAUUUAUAAAGUACCAGCUGAAGUCUUGAAAACCGCAGUGCAGUCCUUCAAUCGCUCAUAUGACUUGUACUAUGACUAUGAAAUUGAAUGGAAUGUUCUCUUGGACAAGUAUUCCAGAUAUUAUGUCUACUUUCACUUUGCUGAAAUUCAACAGCUUGCUCCAGGGCUCAGAAGGAUAAUCAACAUCACUCUCAAUGAUGAAAACAUACUCUCUGAGCCUAUAACUCUCGAAUAUAUGAAGCCUGUCACUAUUAGUAACAAAUAUGCAACUCAAGGUUCCGUUCGCUUUUUAAUUAGAGCAACUGCAGAAUCGGAUGCUCCCCCAAUUCUCAAUGCUUUUGAGGUUUAUCAAUUAAUAACAGAUCUAAAUUCAACAACAGAUAUUAAAGAUGUUGAUGCCAUGGAGAACAUCAAACGCUACUAUGGGAUAUCCAGAAUAGAUUGGCAAGGGGACCCAUGUCUUCCAGAAAAAUUCAGAUGGAGUGGCCUGGACUGCAGCUACGGCAUCAAUCCUAGAAUCAUAUCAUUGAACCUUAGCUCAAGCAAACUAGGAGGGCAGAUAGCCGCUUCAGUCUCAGAUCUUUCAGAACUACAGUCCCUGGAUGUCUCAGAUAACAGUUUAAAUGGUUUUGUGCCCGAGUCAUUAUCUCAACUUGAGUACCUGAGGAUUUUAAAUAUAGGAGGGAAUAAGCUAUCUGGGUCAAUUCCAGCAAAACUAAUUGAGAGAUCAAAGAAUGGGUCACUAAUAUUAAGUGUUGAUGGAAAUCAAAAUCUUAGCACCUCGACUCCAUGCCACAAGAGAAACAAGGUUGUAAUUCCGUUGGUAGUAACACUUGUGGGAGCCUUCAUCCUUUCGGCAGUAUCACUAUUUGUUUUUAGAAGAGUACAAGUUGUUGUGAGUAUGAAGAAGUUGAAGUUUUCCAACAAAAUGGAAUAUGUAGACUCGAAGAAACAAGAGUUCAGCUACUCAGAGGUUCAAAGUAUUACGAAUAAUUUUGAGAGGGUUGUGGGUAAAGGAGGAUUUGGAACUGUCUACUAUGGUUGCAUAGGUGAAACACAAGUAGCCGUGAAGAUGCUCUCUCAUUCAACUCAAGGUGUUCGGCAAUUUCAGACAGAGGCAAAUAUUCUCACAAGAGUACACCAUAGAUGCUUUACUCCACUUAUUGGAUAUUGCAAUGAAGGCACCAGAACAGCACUCAUCUAUGAAUACAUGACCAACGGAGACCUAGCUGAGAAGCUAUCAGGUCAAAGUCAAACAUUCUUAGGUUGGGAACAGAGAUUUCAAGUUGCUUUGGAUUCUGCAAUAGGCUUGGAGUACCUUCAUAAUGGUUGCAAGCCCCCAAUUAUUCACAGAGAUGUUAAGACUAGAAAUAUUUUACUCGACGAGAAUCUCCGCGCCAAAAUAUCUGAUUUUGGAUUGUCAAGAAUCUUUUCAGAUGAUGGUGACACCCAUGUAUCAACAGCAAUUGCAGGCACCCCAGGAUACCUUGACCCAGAAUACAACAUAACAAACAGGUUGAAUGAAAAAAGUGACGUGUAUAGUUUUGGGAUUGUUCUUCUAGAGAUAAUCACGGGGAGGACAGUCAUACUGAAAACCCAGGUGAGAACUCACAUAAUCAAAUGGGUAAGUUCCAUGCUGGCUGAUGAUGGUGAAAUUGAUGGUGUUGUGGAUACAAGGUUACAAGGAGAAUAUGACAGUGAGGCUGCAAGGAAAGUAAUAGAUGUUGCAAUGGCCUGUGUUGCUCCGAGUUCUGUUAAUAGGCCAACAAUGAAUCAAGUGGUCAUGGAACUAAAACAAUGUUUCCCCGUGGGGAAACUUGGGACUACGUCCACUGGAUCCAGUGAAAUUGUCUCUGCGGGUGAAUAGUGGACUUAGUUCUCUAGCCAGGUAAAAACAGGAUUAAAAAUUUUAAAGAAAUGUAUGCAUUUCUAUUCCUUGUUGCAUUUAAGAUACUUUUACAAGGACAAGGGAAAUGGUGAACAUAUGCUAUCGGUUUUUGUUGUAUUGUAGAAUUGGCUUGUGUGUUUAUGGGUCUUUAAUUUAUUACUUUUACAUAUGUUUGAGAAGGGAGUUUUCAUUGUAAUCCCAACUAAUUAUUCAUAGAGGAGGAUGCUAGUAGACUUAUCUGCAUAUCCAAGUUUGGAAUGUUUGACGGUCAGUAAUAACAGCUUUAACUAUAUUCUUGAGAGACAUAUCUAGCUUAGAAUUUGUAUGUAAUUGAUCAUCUUGGUUGGAAUUUCUGGAAAUUUUGUGGUCCUACUCCAAUUGCAUUUGCUUGUUUUUGUGUC
Messenger RNA from Glycine soja, 3320 nucleotides. Its product is annotated as putative leucine-rich repeat receptor-like protein kinase At2g19210. Gene Ontology annotation, molecular function: protein binding; ATP binding; protein kinase activity. The record is from RefSeq and is a predicted model, not a curated record. Gene Ontology annotation, biological process: protein phosphorylation. Bases 151 to 2898 code for a protein of 915 amino acids. Lineage: Eukaryota; Viridiplantae; Streptophyta; Magnoliopsida; Fabales; Fabaceae. The transcript is spliced from 13 exons.